Messenger RNA from Plectropomus leopardus (leopard coralgrouper), 1171 nucleotides. RefSeq names its product putative methyltransferase DDB_G0268948. Lineage: Eukaryota; Metazoa; Chordata; Actinopteri; Perciformes; Serranidae. The record is from RefSeq and is a predicted model, not a curated record. Gene Ontology annotation, molecular function: S-adenosylmethionine-dependent methyltransferase activity.
AUGUAGCUCUUACCUUAAAGUUUUUAAUCAAUUUGCACUCCCAUGUUUGAAAUUGCAGCUGUGGUUCACUCUGUGACUGCCUGUCUAACUCAGUGAUUAUUCCUCUCUAUCUACACUUCAGGAAGUGGGUAAAGAGUUAAUAUUCUGACAGGAGAACAGAGUUUGUGAGUGUACGGGCAGACAACAGCAACAGAAGGAUAAGAGGGUGCGAGAAACGAGAGAGGAUAUAAACAGGGUACAAGAGGCUAGAGGAGAGCACAAUAAAGGCAAACAACAUAGAAGACAGAGAACAAACGAAGGAGAGUGUUUUGGAGCAGACACUGGAGGAGGAUUAAUAGGAAAACAUAACACAAUGACAUACCGGCUGUUUGAGGGCAAGGAUCACGCCUCUGUCUACCAAAAGUACCGCUUUACACCUCCAGAUGAGCUCAAGAACAUCGUUCUUCAAUACCUUCAUAAAAAGAAGGGACAGCCACAUGUGCUGGCGGUGGAUCUGGGAUGUGGGACUGGUCAAAAUUCCCGGCUUCUGGCACCACACUUCCAGGAGGUGGUUGGCAUCGACGUUAGUGAGUGUCAACUGGAGGAGGCCAGAGCUGUGUCAGGAUACCCUAACAUCACAUACAGGCAGGGGAUGGCAGAGGAGCUCCCAUUUCCAGAUGGCUCUGUGGACUUGCUGACAGCAGCAUCAGCAGCCCACUGGUUUGAUCAGUCAAGAUUCCUGGAUGAGGCAUGUCGGGUUUUAAAACCGAGGGGUUGCUUGGCUCUGUUGAGCUUCAGUGACACUAACACCAGACUUUGCUACCAGGACUGUGGAGAAAGACUCAAUUGCAUUUAUAAAGAGGUGAAGCAGGUGCUGUUGCCAUACACAAACCAUCAAGUAGCUGUCUGUGAUGGUAAGCUGAAGGAGCUCUACUCAGCCAUCCCUUUCCCUGACAAAGAGAGGAUUGAGCGUAUUCGGGUGAGCUCGUCAAUCUCGGUGAGGAACCUAGUGGGGUUCAUUGAGUCCUUUUCCAUGUUCCAAGGUUACAAGAAGAGAGAUCCCCGGACUGCUGAAGACCUGCUGCUUAACACUCAGAAGAGGUUUCUGGAGGAGAUGGGAGUCACGUCUCCUGACACUGAAAUAAAACAGGAACUUGAAUAUUUCUGUGUCCUGGCAUCAAAACCAAUAUAA